UUCACCCCCCUCCCGUCACCUUGGCAACACUACCGAUCUCUCUUUCUGCAGCGCAACGGGAGGCAAACGCACGUACUUUCAAGAGAAACGCGGAAACCACGCCCCUUACCGUGUUCUGAUUGGUUGCAAUUGCCCGGCUUGUUGUGAGUCAGCUUAUAUAAGGAAGGUCCGCAGUCGCGGCGGCCAUUUACAUUUUCUAACGCCGGAAGUAGUGUAGUGCUGUGUGUUGUGCGAGUCCGUACCAAUGCCGAGGCAUGGCUUGCCGCUCUAGCUUCUCUAUAGGGGAGAUACAGAAAAUGCGCUGUGUGCUGAGGGAGAAGAAGCAAGAGAAGAGAAAGGAAUUUCUGCCCGCCGUUUCCUUCCUUGGGUUCUGCUGGAAUUCUCAGAAGCCUGCGGCCCAGGAAACCUCCAGCCAUUUCUGUUGGAGCGCUGUGGUGACUGGCUGACAAUCAGGGAACGGCAAUGGGAAUCAUGGAUUGGUACUACCGUACCCUUGGCCUGUACCCAAAUAAUCUUACAGCCCCUCUGUCUUAUUGGCACAAGGGGACAGCAUUCCAGUUGGACACGGUCAGGGCUAACCCUGAGAUGCAAGCCGUUGAUGCUGAAAUGAGCACAGGCAUUGUCAUGGUCUCAAUGGCUGCCAGAACCAUGCAAAUGUUGCUUUCUCUGGCCAAAGCACUCGCAUACCAAAGGCACUGGUACUGGAAAUGGUCUCCAGUUGCCUGGAUGGGGAAAGUGGCCAGGGCAGUGAUGUGGCUAUGUUUUGGUUUGCUUGGAUCUCUAGUAGAAAUGGAUAGCUCGAUCUCUGUGAGAUUCUUCUGGAUAGGUCUGACGAAACCACCUGCACAAAACACUGCUCCGCGAGAGGAAAAAGGCUUGCGUGUGAUUAAACUGAUUCAGGACAUGCAACUUGUGACUCUAAAUUGCAGUUGUGAUGAUCAGGGCUUCAUGGAGAAGAUGCCACACAAAGAAGCAAUAUUGUCCUCCUGUACAAACCCAAUCAUACUAUCUAUGGUUUAUCUGCCAUCUGAUGAUGAAGAUGCUUUAAGCACGUCCGAGGCAUCAGAGCUAAACGAAUUAGAAGUUGAAGGCGAGCAACUGUGGGAGGAUGAAGAGGAAUCCUGCUCUACUGAAAAUAAUAUAUCAACAGACAGUGGCAUGCAAGAGCUCUGGACCCCUGGCUCUAAAAAUGAUACUGAGGAGAGUGAUUGGUCUGACGAGGAGAGUGAUUGGUCCAGCGAGGAGAGUGAUUUGUCCAGUGAGGACUCCUGGGACUCUGACAGUGACACAGAGAGCUGCAAAUUGAAUGAAGACCUUUGGGCAUCUUUCUGUCGAAAUGAUGAUCCCUACAAUCCCCUUUGUUUUGCCAUGCCCACAAAAACCUCCCAGAAAACUCAUGAACCAAAGGACAUUACUGAUGUGAAAGACUCUUCUACAGGGGGCAGUGUUGCAUAUUCAGUGUUACUGGGGGAUUCUGGAGCAGAGGCAAAGAAAAAGAACUGUAGAAAUCCCAGAGUGGGUAAAAGAAAAAGCCCCUGGGUCAAAGACUCGUCUCCCAGUUCUGUAGAGGUGGAGCAAGAAAAUGCAGACUUACUUGAGCCCCAGAAACUCGAAACAGGGUUUAUUAAAAGAGUCCAUUUCUCACCCACAGUCAAUGUGCAUCACAUGGUGGUUUGGAGCUAUGCCUAUAGAAUGGCCCGCAAAGGACCAUGGGAGGAAUAUGCAAGAGAUCGCUGUCGUUUCCAGAGGCGUAUUGCUGAGGCAGAAGGUGUCAUCAGAAAUUUUUUGCAACCUCAGCACAGAGAGAAAAUCUGGACUAGUCUCCAAGGGAACAAUAAGGAGUAGUGAAGGAUUUGUGGCACCUUUAAAUUGUAAUCCUAUAGUAGUUGGUGGUUGAGGGAAUGUAACCCUGACUUUAUUUAUUGCAUCAUUGAGUAGAACAAAACUGCAUAGAGGAGGUUAUUUAAUUAACUUUAUUUUAACAUAUCAUAUUCCAUAGGGCUAAUACACGAUGCAUAGUUUCUGCCAGUUCAUAAUAGCCAAUGAGCAGGCAGUAUUUGUCUGCUGUUCAACAACAAAAAAUCAGAUGAUGUGGGGGAACUAUUGUCUAUCACUGAUACCACUGUAUUAAGCAGAAUUUUAAAUGCCAAGACUUGCAGUGCAUUGCUGUUUUACCAUUGUAUGUAUGUAUAUGCAUAUAUAUAUGUGUGUGUGUGUGUAUAUAUAUAUAUAUAUAUAUAUAUAUAUAUAUAUAUAUAUAUAUAUAUAUAUAUAUAUAUAUAUAUAUAUAUAUAUAUAUAUAUAUUCAUUCAUUCACAUACACGUACAGUCCAGGUGUUUACAAAAUGCAAAGAUAUUUUCCAAUAUAUAUUUUAAUACAAAUGUGCCAAAGUCUCCGUGUGAAACCCGCUUCCUUUUAUAACUUGUUUUGUUUCUCAGGCUGCGUCAUUUUUUUUAAAAAAAAUUCUUUGGAAUAAUUUAUUUGAAUCCUAUGAUUGUGAAUAGGAAGUUUUUAUUGGGUGGGGGGGUUGGACUGGGAUUAGUAUAGGUUUUCAGGUCACUGCUUCUGAUAUCUGUUUUGAGUGGGCUGAUGGCAAUUCCACUGCAGGGCCUGAUUUGGAGGAAGGGGAACCCCACAAUUAGAGAUGCACCGAAUCCAUCCCAAAAGAUUUGGCCGAAUACCGAAUCCGAAUUCUAAUUUGCAUAUGCAAAUUAGGGGUGGGAAGGGGAAAUAUUUUUUACUUCCUUGUUUUGUGACAGUCACACAAUUUCCCUCCCCGCCCCUAAUUUGUAUAUGCAAAUUAGGAUUUGGGUUCGGCCUGGCAGGAUUCCUGGAUUCGGUGCAUCCCUACCCACAAUAUAACCCCAUGAUACAACAAUGUUAGGGGUUGAAUCAUUAAAGGGUGGUUCACGUCUAUAACUUUUAGUAUAUUAUAGAAUGGUCAAUUCUUAGCAACUUUUCAAUUGGUUUUCAUUAUUCAUUUUUUAUAGUUAUUUGACUUUUUAUUUUGACUCUUUGCAGCUUUCAAAUGGGCAUCACUGACCCCUUCUAAAAAGCAAAUGCUCUGUAAGGCUACAAAUGUAUUGUUAUUGCUGUGUUUUAUUACUCAGUUUUUCUAUUCAGGCCUCUCCUGUUCAUAUUUGCAGUCUGAUAUUCAAAUCCAUGCAUGAUUGCUGGGUACUUUGGACCCUAACUACAAGAUUGCUUAAAAUGCUAAUUAAAGAACAGCUGAAUAGAAAAGCUAAAUAACUCAAAAACCCACGAAUAAUAAAAAAUGAAAACCGAUUACAAAUUGUCUCAGAAUAUCACUCUCUACAUUAUACUAAAAGUUCUCAAAGGUGAACCACCCCUUUAAUGAGGGAUGAGCAGCCUGCGGCCCUUUGACAUUUGUUAAAUUACAGCUGAUGGUUUUCUCCCUUAAAUCAA
Messenger RNA from Xenopus laevis (African clawed frog), 3427 nucleotides. It is a transcript of the gene ppp1r15b.L, whose product is annotated as protein phosphatase 1 regulatory subunit 15B L homeolog. Gene Ontology annotation, cellular component: protein phosphatase type 1 complex; endoplasmic reticulum. Gene Ontology annotation, biological process: regulation of protein metabolic process; response to endoplasmic reticulum stress. The coding region runs from base 463 to 1845 and encodes 460 amino acids. The transcript is spliced from 3 exons. The record is from RefSeq and is a predicted model, not a curated record. NCBI's taxonomy places the organism in Eukaryota, Metazoa, Chordata, Amphibia, Anura, Pipidae. Gene Ontology annotation, molecular function: protein phosphatase regulator activity.